AUGCCGACCUCACCAAUCAUCUCCAGUUCUUCUCGAGGUAUCGGACUCGAGCUCACGAAACAGUUGCUCCGUUCGGCUGCGAACGUCGUCAUUGCGACAUGUAGAGACCCGGAAAAUAUGCCAAAGCUCGAGGGACCCGGGACCUUACAUGUCGUCCAGCUCGAUGUCUCGGAGGAAGGGUCUAUCCGGGCGUCGAUUCCAGUGGUCAGCAGCAUCCUCGGGGAUAGAGGCUUGGACUACUUGUACAACAACGCAGCCGUGACCGAGGGCAAUGAUUCCGCCUUCGAUCACUCCUCUCCUGGAUUCAUGAGGACGCUCAUAGCGAACGUUGUCGGCCCCGCAUUGAUAGCGCAGCUGUAUCUGCCUUUCAUCGAGAAGAGCAGGCGCAAGGUAAUCGUGAAUGUGACCAGCAGCCUCGCGAGUAUAGGCCUCGAUAUUGGUCCCAAGUCCGCGACGUACAGCAUCAGCAAGACCGCCCUGAAUAUGUUGGUGCGUCGUCGUCUCUUCAUCGUCCAGGCAGAGUUGACCUUCGUCCAGACGUACAAGCAGGCAAGAGCCAGGCCGGACAUUAUCGCUUUUGUUCUCGACCCGGGAUGGGUCAAGACCAAGAUGGGUGGUCCUGGCGCGCUGCUUGAGCCCUACGAGAGUGUCUCCGGAAUUAUUAAGACUGUUACUUCAGCUACGUCUGCAAGCUCCGGCAAGUUUUAUCGAUACAACGGUCAAGAGGUCGUAUGGUAA
Sparassis crispa is the source of this 738-nucleotide messenger RNA. RefSeq names its product C-factor. The transcript is spliced from 3 exons. Bases 1 to 738 code for a protein of 245 amino acids. The record is from RefSeq and is a predicted model, not a curated record. Lineage: Eukaryota; Fungi; Basidiomycota; Agaricomycetes; Polyporales; Sparassidaceae.